CACACGGGCAGCAUGGCCGCACGCCACACCGCUGCAGCCGCAGCUGGUGUGUGAAACCGGCGCCACGCUCCGCCCCUUUUGAAGUUCAGCAGCCGUCAAGGUGGACCAUGUCUGCCUCCGGCGUUGUGCGCGCCUUGUAGUCGUCGACUCGUUCGCGACCGUUUUGACGUCGUCCGGCAGUGUCACGUUGAUCUCGGACAGACGUCUUGCCCAUCGUGCCAUCUCGGACGUGCGUCGAUGAUCUGCUUUUUUUUCGCGGACACCCGGAAAGCACAGCGGUACCUGUCACUCACCGGAGUAGUAAAGAGAGACAAGCUGUAGCGACGGGAUCAUCGUUGCCGUUCUAUUUGUUGGUGUUGCUACCGCUAACCUCAUACUGUCCUCUUUCCUCGCUUCGAGUGGUGGUGUGUAUUCGUUCGGUGCUUGGGACGUCAGUGAAUUGUGAUUGCUUUCUUGUGCUGCAUCUGAUUGCGCCGAGGCACGACUGAAAUGCAGAGCGCGCGCUCCUUCCUGAACGUGACAGAGAUCACCCGUACUUCACGUGCGACGACGCUCGACAGUUGCAGCGUGUGAUUGCCGCUUCCGUGCAUUGGAUUUAACGCGGCGAUUGUUUUGUUUUGUGUGCUGUGACCAACCUUUCAAGCGGUGCCUGGUUCUCACGCUUACCGGUUUUCAACGUGCCUGCCCGGGGCACGGUAGGGCGGCGGUGUACUUACGUUGGAUUGAGUUAUCGUGUGCUGCUUCUGCGUUCACGUGGACUACCCUCGAGCUAAGGACACAGGCUCGCGUCCCAGGUUCGUCGAUGACGUCGUCGUCGAUGGUAGUGUUGUCAUCAAUUGACCAAUGCCUGUAAAGCGUACAGCAAGGAUCACGCAAGAGAUCGUGUGAGACGUCUUUCGCAAUCAUGGAUGGGCUGGUACGCCAUCUUUAGGACAGCCUGCAGACAGAACGUGACGUGGGACACUGAAUGGACCGUCUUCAUUUGUCCAGAGCUUGCCUCCUUGCUGACAAAUUGAUCACUCAUCCUUGGCGCCUACCUUAGUCCAAGAGCUCAUCACGGCCAUCUACCUACGUUUAUCCACGGGCCUAAACAAUUAUCCUGCCAAGGCGGAUCUCCCGGCUGAAGACCACCAGCGCCCGUGGGAAGAGGCUGAGUGAAGAACGCCACAUGCCUCUCCAGGCGGGCGGUGGCAACGACUGGAUGACACACGAGCCGGAGAAAGUUUUCACAGUUCCUACUCAAGAAGGUAAUCAGAGCGACGCACGUCGGUUAUGACGACGACUACCGGAGGAGCGGCGGCCCGCUGACCACCAGUGCGCAUCUAUGAAGCGCCGUGCAGCGCGCGGCCGUGCCGCCAUGCCUUCCGGUCUGCAGCUGCUGUGGUUCGUCGUGGCACUGUCUCAGCUGCCACCGCGCGUCCAAUGCUUCGCGUGCAGCGACCGCUGCAAGUGCAUCUGGCGCAACGGCAAGCAGUACGGCGAGUGUGCGCUCCAGGAGCUCACGGCGCUGCCCUCGGGCAUGGACGAAAGCCUACAAGUGCUCAACCUGACCCACAACCUAAUCCAGACGCUGCCAAAGCGCGCUUUCCUCAGCGCGGGACUCGUCAACGUCCAGAAGUUAUACCUGUCCCGCUGCGAGCUAAGCCACAUCGACGACUCCGCGCUAUUCAAAGUGACCAACCUCAUCGAGCUCGACCUGUCGGACAACAAGCUGACUGUUGUGCCGACUGCGGCGCUAAGCAGCACGCGCAACCUGAGGACACUCUACAUCAAUCGAAACCCCAUCACAGCUCUGGCGGACAUGGCUUUCGCAGAACUGGCGGAACUAGCCCACUUGGAGCUUACUGAGUGCCGCUUGGAGUCCAUUUCUGUUCGCGCAUUCGAAGGACUGUCCAAGCUGCGAGUGCUCAAGCUGGACCACAACCUGCUCGAGACUCUGCCGGGCAGAGCCAUGGCACCGUUCCCGUCUUUACACGAGAUUGCCCUAGAUGGCAACCAGUGGCGCUGCGACUGCGAACUUCGGGCGUUCCGCAUGUGGCUCGAGAGGAACAAUAUCUCUCUCUACUCACCCACUUGUCACAAGCCGCUUCGGUUAAGCGGCAGGCCGUGGAAGAGCCUGUCCAGCGAGGAUAUGGCCUGCCCCCCGGCAUUCCUCAACACGAGUACGAGCACGAUGGACGCGAUCGUGGUGCAAGAGAAUAACAACGUGACGCUCGAGUGCCGCGUGCGCGCUGACCCUGCGGCGCACAUUUCUUGGCUUUGGAAGGACAAGCCGCUGACCAACCAGAGCGAGCCGGGCCAGGCGUUCGUUCUCACCCAGGACGCCGGCGACCGCGAGCGUCUCUCCUGGCUCACGCUCAGCUUCGUGACGGAGCCGUUGGCGGGCCCGUACGCGUGCGCCGCGCAGAACGCGGCCGGCCGCGUCGUGAGAAACUUCACGCUCGCUGUGAACCGACGCCCGACAGAAGUUCGUGCGUCUGCCGGGGGCUCGACGGCCGAGGUGGAGAUGACGGAGCAGGCGCGUGAGUCGACCGAGCUGCAACAGCGCUCGUACACCGAGAACCCCGUGCUGGGCAUGGUCAUCGGCAUUUUGGUUGGCGCCUUCGCCGUGCUGCUUGUAUUCGGCCUCACGCUGUGGCUGUGCCGCCGGCGAGGCCGCCGCCGAGGGGUGCCACCGGGCUCACGCAAGUCCAAACGCACGGAGGCCAAUAGCAAUCACAAGACGCUGCACAACGACAAGCAGCAGCAGCAGUCGCAGCCGGCAACUGGCGACGCGGCUGACGUCAAGCUGCUGGUGAACCCGAUCCAGAAGCCGCCGCGCCUGCUCAUGACCAACAGCUACCAGGGUCUGCCGUCGGAGCUGGAGCCUCUGGACCCGGGCCUCUGUGUCGAGUCCUCUUCGGGCGUCUGGGUGGUCAAAGAGCACGAUUACUCGACGGACGAGUCGGUGCUCUCGUCCAUUCCUUCUCGCGCAGGCACCAUUGACCGGCGCUCCUUGGCCCGCAGUCCGAUCCCCGUGCCCAUGCCCGUCGUGCCCACGGACGACCUGCAUGCGCGCCUGCACGGUGAGCUGACAGACACGCUUCGGCGCACCAAGGGCGACCGGCGGCCCCUGGUAGAGCGACCCGAUGCCCAGAGUCCUAUCGAGCCGUAUGCGGGCCUCGAGACGCUGCGUGUGCGAGACCUGGAGCCCCGCGGGCCCGACCUCAUCGACCAGAUCGGCGGCGCCGCCCAGCCCCCGCCGUCACCGCGAUGGACGCCGUACGACCACCCGUCGGCAUACUACCGCGCCGCGGCUGGCACGCCCCAGAGCUGCUACCCGCCCAGCAUACCCGAGGCGCCGGCGGACGGCACCGAGGUCUAGUCAGAGUGCCCCGACGCAGCGUCUUUUCACAAACAGGACGAUGCACACUAAUCACUCCAGAACACGAAAUGGUGCUUUGCUGUCUCAUGGCCAACACCCAUUGAUUGUUGCUUGUCCAUGACAAAUGGUUCACAGGAUAUCCCUUGCUACUGAGAGAGAAUCACAGCUUCAGUACACUCAGACUUCUUUUAAAAGCAAGACUCUUGCUGAAUGGCCAUAUCGGCGACUUCACUUUUGUGGAGCAUGCUCGUAAAGCUGCUGUGCUAUAUGAUUAGCACAGGCCAUCAGGAAAUGAUGACGCAGGUGACCUAGAGUCAACUCAGCUGAUCAUUAGCUUCUUGGAGGAGUAACCCAUUAUAUUUGGUAAUAUUGGGGAUCUAAAGUAAUCUAUACUGAAGUAUUCCCAGUAACAAGGAAGAAAAAAUUACCAAUUGUGUACAUGUUUCAAUGCGCUCAAGCAUUAACGACAGGUACUCUUAUCCUAUCAUAAGAGACAGACUAUGUAACUAAGAUUUGGUUUCAAUUUUCACAGUUGCCACAAUGGAGCCCCAGGUAAUACUAGUCUAGCAAAUACAGGCAGUGUCACUGGAAAAUGCAUGGCCACACAGACACAGAACUAUUUAUGCAGGAUUCACAUCUCCUUUGUUUUUGCUUGUGUGCAUUACACUGGAACUCCAAGAUCACAUUCCAACAAGCCCGCAUUGCAACACUGUAAACUCUGAAAACAGUCUAAAUCAUCAUGGGUGUCAGCCAUGAAAUGUUUGCGCACCUUUUCGCAAGUCCAAUUAUUCUGUGUGCACUCAUAGAAGGUGAUGUGAUGCGGCGUUAGACACUUAACUUUUCGCAGCCAAGGGUGGAAAAUGAACACUCCCCUCUGCAUUUGUUCCUUCAUUGUAGUUGGCAUUUGUUCGUGCGUGUUUCAUUUUGAAUGUAACACCCCAAUGUGAAGAUGUGUUAUUUCUGUUCCCACCACCAUGCGACUCGUCACACACCAACACAUAGUAUCGCAUUGUGUUUGCACGGAGCUGAUGCCGCCAUUAAGGAUGUGGGUGUAUUGUCAGUUGUGACCGUCCCUCACACCACUGUUCUCAUUUUACACGUACACGGGUCGUGCCAUGUGGGGCGGAUAACUAGUUUAGCCUCAUUUACUUUCACAGUGGUUGACUAGUUGCAGAGUUUAAAGCACCGUGGCAGUUCCAAUCAAGAAGAAUGGUGACUCAUCUUCACCAAAAGUUGAAGAAACAAGUGGAUUUCACUCAUUUUUGUACAGCGACAGGAUGUUACACUCGCAUCUCAAAGGGUGUCUGGUGUACACCUGCAAGCAAAGAUGUUUCAUCUUGACAUGAGAUUCUGGCGUGGCUGGACUGUGCUUCCCAAGCCUGCUUCUCGAGAAAAAUAGAAGAUAUUAUCACAUGCAACCACAUACUUUAUGGCCACUCAUUAGAAUUAGACUGUGUCAUUCGGAACAUAACAGUGUCACAUCUUUCGGCUUUAUCUGGCCACCAAUGUCAUUAAACAAGUAUUUUAAUGUUCCUCUUUUAUUGUGAUGUGGUCACCAUAGCCAGAUAAUGAUAAGCAACCUCUCAUUCAAUUGCACGCCACCAUAGUAUUGUGUCCGCAUCGCAGUUCACACUGUGUAAUGAAAAAUAUUUAGCAUCGGCCAGUUGGCCGUUUCAUUAUUUCUGCACGUCAAACUGUCAAUGCCACUACAGUAAAUAAGAAAAUUGCACUUUCACAAUUCCAAAGUCACCACGCUUGUGGCAAUAAGAUGCUUGGUAAAAAAAAAAACACUUGAAAAAAAAAAAUACUAAGUGUUAUGCUUUGUUCAAGUGCCAAACGAAGCUAGUCAGGCAGAACUAUUUGCCCUAGUCUGCCUCAUGAGAAAAAAAGGCUUAUCAAUAAGCAGAAUCACAAUUACAUACUGCUUCUGAAUUCACACACUUCAAAUAUAAGAGGGUCGACAUUUGUCCUGCAUAGCUCACUGUGUCCCAUCUAAAAAUGCAUAAUAAGAACCAUGUUUCUAAUUUGAUGCUUUCAAUUAUCAAAAAGCACAGAAAAACAUUUCAUUGAAAGGUCACUGGUGAAACAUAAAUUUUAGUUUGAUUCAGCAUAUCGAAACUAAUGUCAUCCUUGGAAUAUGUCCUAGGUGAAUAUGCCUUGAAAAUCUGAAAAUGCUCAAGCCAAAUAAAAUUUAUAGGGCUCCACUAUCUUCCCUAAGAUGGUCAAAAUUUUAAUUAGCAUGUUUGUGCAAGCCCAUUAUUUAAAUUUCUUGGGCAAGCAGGAUGCCACUUGAAGUAAUUGAGCCCUAGGAUUACAAUUAUACUAAUACAGGAAGCUUUCUAAAGUUGUAUUUAGACAGAGGAGUGAUGCUGGAGGCUUAUGCACAGUUAAAUGUCAAUCCAUAUGGCCAAAACAUCUGGAGUGCUCAACAACUAUGCGGCUCAUAAUCUUAUGGUGCUUAUGGCUCCUCGAAACCCCAAAUAUUAUUAUGGGCAGAGCCUAUAUAUUCAGUAUGUACUCAUAACACCUAAAUUUGUCAGUGUUCAAAGCAUCAUGUGCUUCUGUUUUAUUACCUAUAGGCCGAGGUUUUAUGUAGUUGCAUUGAGUGUGACUAGAAGAUGAAAUCGAGUUUAUUUGUCUUAGCAAAAUUAUAAAUCUGGUGCAAGGCACGUUCCAGCUUGAUUACCUGAAAGCUUUUAUUCCACACAUUUUACCACAGUACUUAACGAAAUGAACAGAUUGAAUAAUUACAUGCAAGGCCGUUACUGAACUACGUAUUUCGAGAUGUUGGCCUUUCUUGGAAAUUUAUAAGAAAAAGACAUCAAUUUCUCUAUUAGCAGGUAUAUUGAAGCACAGUGUUCAACCAUGUCACAAGUCCAUGAGCACAGUAACAUAGGUUGCAUUCUGAUUGUUACAUGGCUAUUUAUUAUACCAGUGACACCACUUGUAUAUUAUAGUUCCCUAUGCCAAAGGAUCUGUGCAUCUAUACAGCCGACUGCUGCAAGCUGGACAGAGACACAUGUGGGAUGACCGGCUUGUCUGCAUUGAUUAUUUCCAAACACGCAAAGUCUCUCAAACAAUUAGGAAGUCAGUGCAAUGAGGUUUUGCUGUUGUGCCGUGCACAGUGCUCUUUGGUGACGACCCCACAGGUGAAGUUCUCCACUGUUCUUUUCCUGCAAGACAAGAUGUGCCUUAUAAGUGUGAAGUUUUUUGCAGGCAAAAAUAGACACUUGUGACGUGGAGUGCGGCUACUGUGAGACGGUCAGGCUUGAGGAACUCCUCGGAAUAGGCACUGCAAGAAGCUCAACGGAUGUGUAUAAAUAUGUGAACCAUGUCAUUAUGUGUGCGUGCAUGUAUGUGUAAAUAGUCUGCAUUGAACAAUGAACUGAAAUAAAAAACGGCAGUGUUCCAAGAUGAA
Molecule: messenger RNA, 6782 nt
Organism: Rhipicephalus microplus (southern cattle tick)
Lineage: Eukaryota; Metazoa; Arthropoda; Arachnida; Ixodida; Ixodidae
Cellular component (GO): extracellular matrix
Molecular function (GO): protein binding
Source: RefSeq, a predicted model, not a curated record